AUGGCGAUUGCUUUGGCAGAAGCGGACAAGUAUGAAAUCUUGGAGAAGAUUGGGUGCGGUUCAUUCGGCAUCAUCCGCAAGGUUAAGCGAAAGUCAGAUGGAUUCAUCCUGUGCCGAAAAGAGAUCAAUUACAUCAAAAUGUCUCAAAAGGAACGCGAACAGCUCACCGCCGAAUUCAACAUCCUCAGUUCCCUUCGACACCCGAACAUCGUUGCCUACUACCACCGUGAACACCUGAAGGCGAGCCAGGAUCUCUACUUGUACAUGGAAUACUGCGGUGGUGGUGACUUGAGCAUGGUCAUCAAGAACCUCAAAAAGGCAAACAAGUUUGCUGAGGAGGAAUUCGUUUGGCGGAUUUUGUCGCAAUUGAUCACUGCUCUGUUCCGCUGCCACUAUGGCUCCGACCCUGCGGAAGUUGGAUCGAAUAUUCUUGGCGCACCUCCCAAGCCAUCUGGGUUGAAGGGUAAACAGGGACAGGUUACCAUCUUGCACCGUGAUCUCAAGCCUGAGAAUAUUUUCUUGGGUACUGAUAACACUGUCAAGCUUGGUGAUUUUGGCCUCUCUAAGCAAAUGCAGUCGCACGACUUCGCAUCCACCUAUGUCGGAACCCCCUUCUACAUGUCACCCGAAAUCUGUGCUGCCGAGAAGUACACUCUUCGCUCUGAUAUCUGGGCUGUUGGAUGCAUCAUGUAUGAGCUUUGUGCAAAGGAGCCUCCCUUCAACGCCCGCACACACAUCCAAUUGGUCCAGAAAAUCCGCGAAGGGAAGUUUGCUCCUCUGCCAGACUUCUAUUCCCCAGAACUGAAGAAUGUCAUCGGAAGCUGUCUGCGGGUCAACCCCGAUCAUCGCCCGGACACUGCUGCGCUCAUCAAUCUCCCCAUCAUUCGCCUCAUGCGAAAGGAGAAGGAAGUUGUUGACCUUGGCCGUACCUUGCGCCGUCGAGAGGAGGUGGCAGUUCAGAAGGUCCGAGAAAUGGAGCAGAAUCUGGCCAAAAUUGAAAAGGAGAAGCAACAAGUGAAGGCUGAGAUCGAAAGCACUGUUCGACGAGAAUGGGAAGUCAAGGCUCGUCUGGAGAUUGACAGACAGGUUCAAGCCGAACUCGACAGAUUGCGAAAGCGAUUUGAGACUGAAGUCCAGGAACGGGUUGCGUUGGAAUUGCAGAAGGAGAAGAGCAAGAGGAACACCAACCCUAAUGAUGUCUUCCGGAACAGCAUGCAGGCCUUGAGCUCAUCUCAGUCCCACUCAUCUCGUCACACCAGUCGUACCACUCACAAUUCUGGCGUUUCUUCGGAUGAUAGCGAUAGUUCUGCCAAUACUGUUGUCAGUCAGGUCAUGCCUGAGUCUCCAACCUCCAAUGGCCGUAAGAAGCCAAAGCGCGAGGCUCGUACUCCCUUUUGUCGCUCUAAAACUACUGUGGUGGAUUCCCCCAUGGAUGUUCAAAUGGCUGAGCCUUCUCCCAUCUCAAUUGCUUCACUUUCGCUUUCUCCUCGACGUACAUCUGCCACCGCCAGCUCUGGUCGCAACAUCUUUGCUGAGGCUGAGCGUAAUAAGGCCAAGUGGGAACCCACACUCGCACACUCCGAUGAUGAGGACGAUACCCCCGAUUUGCCAUCACCAACCCGCCCAAAGGUGAAGCCGGACCCAUUCAAGGCGCCUUCCCGACCUCUUUUACGACAGAACACCGCAACCCUAAUGCAGAAGCUCAGCACACAGCCUCCGCUUUUCCCGUCCAAUAGCUCUCGCCUUCCUCAAAUUCCCCCCCACCGUCGUCUCUCUAAGAUUCCUUCAUCUGCCAACCUGGCCGCUGAUGCUGGCUCUGGCUCGCCUACUCGCAAGAAUAGCUGCAAGCAAAGCCCCACCAAGGGCAACGGUGGAGGUGAAGAGAUGUUCAAGGCUGUAAUGCAGCGCAACAUGGGCGGUCGUACCCUUGUGGAACUCGCUCAGGCUCGGGCUGGUGGUCGUCCCAUGGAUGAAGUCAAGCGAUGUGCUAGUGACUCCCGCGCUACUGCUCCUAUGUCUCUCAAGGUUUCUGAGCGUGAUCCCCCUGCUAUCUGGGACCCUGAGCGUGAUGAGAUGCCCAGUCCAUUCUUGGCUCGCGGAAAGAAGAUUAUCCGCAACUUGCGAUAA
Messenger RNA from Penicillium malachiteum, 2127 nucleotides. RefSeq names its product serine/threonine protein kinase nimA (gene nimA). The record is from RefSeq and is a predicted model, not a curated record. Gene Ontology annotation, biological process: protein phosphorylation; chromosome segregation. Gene Ontology annotation, molecular function: ATP binding; protein kinase activity. Bases 1 to 2127 code for a protein of 708 amino acids. Lineage: Eukaryota; Fungi; Ascomycota; Eurotiomycetes; Eurotiales; Aspergillaceae. Gene Ontology annotation, cellular component: centrosome; nucleus; cytoplasm. The transcript is spliced from 4 exons.